Molecule: messenger RNA, 6456 nt
Organism: Zeugodacus cucurbitae (melon fly)
Lineage: Eukaryota; Metazoa; Arthropoda; Insecta; Diptera; Tephritidae
Product: circadian locomoter output cycles protein kaput
Exons: 3
Coding region: 782-3133 (783 amino acids)
Biological process (GO): regulation of transcription by RNA polymerase II
Cellular component (GO): aryl hydrocarbon receptor complex; nucleus; cytoplasm
Molecular function (GO): protein dimerization activity; RNA polymerase II cis-regulatory region sequence-specific DNA binding; DNA-binding transcription factor activity, RNA polymerase II-specific
Source: RefSeq, a predicted model, not a curated record
AUUGUAGUAAUAUAGCAGCUGUCAACUGACUAUGAGACCAUACUUAUUUAUCAUUUUUAUAUUUUUAUUUAUAUCAGUUAUCGCUUUAGCUUGUUAUCACUAACAUGUUAUCGUUUAUUUGUUUUUCAUAUUAUAGCGUCUCAAACACUAACCUAGUCGCGAAUCAGAGCGUAACAAGCUGGGCAUCAUUUGUUCACUUUACACACCAUGUUUGAAGUACAAAUCAUUCUGUACUUAGUCCGAAUUUGAUAAACUGUCACAGCUGCAACGUUGCUAACCCUGUUCAGCUGAAAUGAAAGAAGCAGACAUAACAAAACAAAAAUUUUCCAUUUGAAGUGUUUGAUAAAAGAGAAGAUGUAAAAGUGAAAAACGCUCAUUUCGGUGGAAAAUCAGUGAAAACUAUAAUCAAGCAUUUGUGUGCAGCCAACAACGCGCGUGAAAUCUUUAUUAGUUAUAAAUUACUUCUGUAGCAAGUAGCACGUAAAAAAUUGAGAACGGACACGCAGCCAAACAAGAAAAAAGGAAAGACGAAAAAGAAAACAUUGAAUAAGAUUUUAAUAAGAGGGGUGCACGGUACGACAGCGGUAGCCAGACUUAUAGAAGUGAGACCUUGAGAAAAAAAACGACGUUUAUUGCUUAGGACAGUGUAAGGCAAAGCACCAAGGAAUGGCGUGUGAUCUCCAGCAGCCAUUGUGAAUAGAAAAACAAAAGCAGAACUUAUAAAAUAAUUUACAAGUGAAAAUUAAUUAUCGAGAUAUUGUACUAAAAGUGUUUGUCCAUAAUGCCAAAAGUGAUGGGCCAAAUUGAUGCGGAAGGGGGUGUGACAGGAGGCACACAUAGUGGUCGGGAGGCACGUAAUUUAGCGGAGAAACACCGCAGAGACAAAGUGAAUGCAAGUAUACGGGAACUGGCUGCGAUAGUGCCGCAGGCGGCGGAUUCAUCGCGACGUUUGGACAGGACCGGUAUACUAAGGUGUGCAGCACAUGGUUUGCGUUUACAAUACAUAUUUGGUAAAUCAGUGGCAAGAAAUCAGACAAUGACAGAGCUCUCACAAGAUCCACAUUUCUCGGAUGCGUUGACCUACCUUUUAGAUAGUUUCUUUAUAACAUUAACCUGUCAUGGACAGAUUGUCGUCGUAUCAUCCAGUGUGGAACAAUUGCUGGGUCAUUGUCAAGCGGAUCUUUAUGGACAAAAUAUAUUGAGCAUAACGCACCCAGAUGAUCAUCCGAACAUGCUGCAACAACUAAUACCACGUGAUAUGGAAGCACUAUUCCGAUGCAGUCAUGAAUACCAAAACAAUGACAGCAACGGCAAUGAAAAUACGGAUACCUAUUUGAGCGACAUUGAUGAACGCUUGCGUAACGAUAAGCGUUCAUUUGCUGUACGGCUGGCGCGGGCGGGUACACGUACAGAGGCAAAUCGCAAGUAUGAAUUGGUUAGAAUUGAUGGCUGUUUCCGACGCAGUGACUACUCCUGCUCAAAUGGCACAUUUCCAAUUGUUUCACAUGUGUUGCGGCGGACACGUUACAAUGGCACCGAAGGACUGCAUGCGUUACAGCACGAUGUUAUAGCACAAGCGGCGCUGCAUGGCAUCAGUGGCAACGAUGUGGUGCUGGUGGCUAUGGCACGUAUCAUACAUACACCAAAGAUUACCACUAUCCUAACGAGCGAGAAUAGUGGACGCAUGGAAUAUAGAACACGUCAUUUGAUUGACGGACGCAUAAUUGACUGUGAUCAGCGAAUUGGAUUGGUGGCUGGAUACAUGAGAGAUGAGGUCUACAAUCUCAGCCCGUUCUCUUUCAUACAUCAUGAUGAUGUGCGUUGGGUAAUUGUCGCUCUGCGCCAGAUGUACGAUAACUAUGAGGAGCAAGGCGAAAGCUAUUAUCGCCUACUCACACGUAAUGGGAAUUUUAUUUACCUGCACUCACAGGGUUUCUACGACACUGUAGAUACCUCACGCAAUGUCUACUCCUUCGUAUGCAUCAACACGUUGUUGGACGAGGAGGAAGGCCGUUAUUACAUGGAAGAUAUGAAGCGACGAUUUUCUACAAUUAUACACUCGGCUUUACCCAUAACUUCAACGGUAGAUGCACCUGCCUCACAGGAUCCCGUACAAUUGGAGCGCAUUGUUAUGUAUUUAAUUGAGAAUUUACAAACACGUUACACCCAUGGCAAUGGCACGGGUUGCGGUGAGGAUACCUCCACACAGGCGGACAAUGUGCGAACACGUCGCCGGCGUAUGAUGUUGGUGCCACCGGAAGUCUCUUCGGUGCGCAGCUCAAUCACGCAAUCGUUGUCGGUUGUGAAUAUUGCUGCUAGGAAUUUGCGUAGAAAUAUGCGUAGGAUGAAGAAGAGUCCGAAAAAUGGCAAUAGCAGUGAUACAUCGGUGUCACUCAGCAGUAGCAGUGAUGAUGAAUUUGAGCAUAAUACCGCUUCAUCCGAUUCCAUGCAUGCAGAUGCAACACAAGCGAAUUUGCUGCGACCGAGUGUGCUGCAGAUGAAUACACAAGCAUCCACAAGUCGGCAAACGGCGCAGGGAGAGCAUGCAAAUACAAUUGAACAAACAACAACAUUGAAGCGUGCGCGUGCUACGCCAUCUAAUGGGGGCAAGAAGAAGAGCACAAAAAUAUACGUUGAAGAAAUCAUCAAUCAACCAACUUACACAAACGUUAUGCCAACACCGGCGACCGCAACGCCCAUCACAAGUACAACUGAAAUCCAUGAAGUCAUCAAUAAUUCACUGGUCAACAUCGAUCAGACGCUGCAGAGCAUACAAGAGAAUGCACGCAAUUUGGGCGAACAGCAUGCUCAAUUGUUGCCGCAAAAUGUGCCACACACCUUCAAUCAGCAAUUGGACGAAAUUAUUGUGGAGCAUCAGCGCCAAGCUGAGCAGCUCAUUAAUAUCCGCAAUGAGUAUGAUGUGCAUUUGCAGCAGCAGUUGUUGCAACAACAACCGACAGAAGCACAAUUGCCAGCAUUUGAUGAUUUAGCUGCUAUAGAUUUACCGUUAUUUCCGCAGCUACCAUUAACCGUGGAGGAGCAGACGCAGUAUGUCGAUGACGCGCUUCAAUUGGCCGAAAAUUAUAUAGAACCGAGUGCUACAAUCCUUAGUGAGUUGGAGAAGCAGCUAUAAUGUGGUCAAAGCCUGUCUGUGGUAACUGGAGGCUACUGUGACAAAAACUUUGUUGGAAGAGUUUUGUAAGUACGCAGUGCCGGCGAUAAUUUGAUUUUGUGGCACAAAUCUGGGUAAUGCAAACGACGUAGCUGACAGGUGUUCUGCUAUUUUGUGUUACUCACUUAAUGCAACAACAGAAAACCACUAAAACAACCAAAAGAAAAGUUCAAAUUCUCUUAAUUUACUAACUAACAAAAAGUAUAAAUUUUCCAAAUAACAUCGAUAUAUGGUGUUGCCAAAUAGUUGCAAAGUGCAUAUUUUUGGUGAUUUUACUAAAAAGAACAAAAAUUUAUAAAAAAAUAUAAGUAUAUGUGCAUGCAUAAGAUUUUAAACUACAUAUGUGGUGGCUCAAUAGAAAUUUAGUAUACAUAACCUAACUUGUGUUGAGAAUUGUUCGAGUGCAAGCAAGAAUACAAAGAUAUAAAUAUUAAAAAAUGUUUAAAAGUGUGCCAGCCAGCGAUCAACAAAAUGCAGCAAUUAAUUGUCUUUGAAAGUGAAAAAAGUAAACUAAAAAUAAUAUUGUAAUAAUGGCAAAAUAUUACAGAUUUUCGAAGUGUUUGUGUUUUGCAAGUGUAGUGGUAACAGAUAGAUAAAUGAACAAAUAACUGCUGAGCAGAAAGUGCUAUAUGGUAUAUACACAAAAUACAUACUCAAAAACAAAAAAAAUCAAAUAAAAAAAUUUCCAAUAAAUAAGCUAAACGCAGAAACUGUGUGUGACAGUAAAAACAAAAUUUAUUAAUAAAAAUGCCUUUGUUUAAAGCAACAAAUCAUAAUAGUACUGAUAUAUCUUCGAUUUUUUUAUGGAAAAAAUAAUAUAAUUUAAUAUUGAAAAAAUUAAAAAAAAAAAUAAUUUUAAUAAUGACAAAAAAAAAUAUUUUUUUAACUUUCCCAUACUUAAAAAAAUCACUUAUUUUUAAACUAAAAAAGCAAGUGCCACUAAAUUUUACGAUAAACAAUUCUAAAUACAAUAUUAUGUAAUAAUUUUCCAAAAUUCUGAACAUAUUAGUGUUUCAAAAAAUUUUGCAAGACAAAAUGGAACCAUAACAAAUUAUAAAAAAAUCAAAGGAAAGCUUUUGAUAAAAUUGUCAAUAACUGCUAAUAGCUGUUACCACAUAGGUCGGUAUAAUGUAAAUCUGCACUAAACGCUCAUUAAAUUAAAAAAAAAAAAUUAUAAUCAAAACAAAAUUGACUGUUAACUGAUUGUAACAGAUUUUUUUUAACAAAGGUGCUAAUGAAAUUUACAAUUUUUUAAUAAAAAAAUAAUUAUAUGUGUGAAAAUGUAUUUUUUUUAAUUAAAUCAAAAAUAUCCGUAAAAAGUGCUCAUUAAAUUUGUACUUAUUUUCCAUAUAAAAUUUGCUUGUUUUAGAAUUUACGCUUUGUGAAAACUAUGUCGUAGAAUUAUAUCAAAAAUAUUUCAUUAUUCAAAAAAGAAAACAAAAAAAAAAUAAGUAAGAAAAACUUUUGGUGAUGAAAAAUUAAAAAAAAAAAAUUAUAUUAAUAUUUAAAAAUAAUAAUAUUAAAAAAUUAAAUGUAAACAAAAAUUAUUUCAACUGUUGAAAAUGAUAAAAUUCUCAAAUUAACUGAAUGAAUAUUUAACGUUGCGUAAAAUCAUUAACAAAAAUUUAAGAAAAAAGUAGUAAUUUUAGAAAAUAAUAAUAAUUAUAAAAGGAUGGUUUAAUAUUUUGUGAACAAUCUACAUAUAUUGGCAAAGAGAAAGAGCUUGCGCUGAGUAUUUUUUAUAUUGUAUAUCUGAUCAAAAUUAUUGACGAAGAAAAUUAUUUUUUUAUGAAAAUUAUUGAAAAAAAUAUUUUUUUUUAUAAAAAUUAUUGACAAAAAAAUUUUUUUAAUAAAAAUUAUUGAAAAAAAUAUUUUUUUAAUACAAAUUAUUGAAAAAAAUACUUUUUUAUAAAAAUUAUUGAAAGAAAAAUAAUUAUCAAAAAAUAAAAAAAAAAUAUUUUUUAUAAAAUUAUUGAGAAAGUUAAAUUAGGAAAUACGUUUCUUUACAAAAAAGCAAAUAAUAAAUUUAAAAAGUAAUACAAAUUAAAAAAUUAAUAUAUUAUAAAUACGUUAAGAAAAGAUUGAAAGACUAACAUUUUAAGCGCGCUGUGCAGGUUUUGAAAAGAUUUUUUAAGAAAAGUGAAAACCAAUUGUUUUUAGAUAUGAAAUUGUAAAAAAAAAAUAAAUUUUUUGCUGGCAAAUUAAAUAUAUAAAAAAAUUGUAAUGCAAAACAUUGAGACUUGUGGCCGUAGAAAUGGUAUGACAACAAUAAAAGCAAAUAUUUUUGUUUCAAAUAAUAUGUGAUAGUUAUAAGAUUUUUCAAACGAAAAAAAUUGCUUGCAUAUUUCAUUUUUAUACAAAAGAAAACAACCAAAGAUGCAAACUACGUCGUCUUCGCUUUGCAAAGCUAAAAUCUUGUAAGAACGCUUUUGCUGCAAACAAUUCUCAACACACAUAUUUUAUAUAUAAAAAUAAACAAUUAUAUAAAUUUUAUUUUAUUUGUUCAAAGCAUAUAUUUUGUAGAUUAAAUAUUUUUAAUGUCGAAAAGUGCUAUCACUAAUAUUUUUUAAUGUUUAUUUUUACAAAUAUGUUGCUAUGCAUUAUUUUCUAUUUUACUUAAAUUUAAAUUUUUUCAUAUACAAUUUUAAUAUUAACUUUAAGUUUAAAGCCAUGCGGUAAAUAAUGUAAUUUUCAAAAUUUUUUUACAAAUAUUAUAUUUUAACUUAAUUGUUUUACAUUUAAUUUUUCAAAGUUAGUAAGUAAGUUCAAAAAAAGUAAACCCAAAUGUUGAACGAAAUUUUAUGUCGAAGAAAAGUUUGUACAUUUAAAUAAUAACACUUUUUUAUUAUGCACACACACACACACACACACAUCCACACAUUUUUGUAACAGUUAAGCGUAUAUAUCAUAGCAGGAUAAUUGCAAAUUGCAAAUAAUUUUUGACUAAGCAAACAUAUUAAAUACUUAUAUAUAUACUUAUAUUUACAUAUGUACAUACAUAAUAUCUAUGUAUAACUCUGCAUCUAUAUGUAUGUGCGUCGAAAGCCAUAUUUGGAGCGUAUUUAAGUGCGGUGCUGUUUGUAUUUUGUACAUAAGAGGACUAAAGAACUAAUAUUAAAUGCGGGCGUAAUAUAGAAAGCGUGAAAUAUACAAACACAUGCAUAUGUAUGUGUGUGCCGUGGAGAACUUGUACUAUUUUUAUUAAUUGUAUUAAUCAUAAGUAAUAAAUUUAAAUAAAAUAAAGGCAUAUGUCAUUCGAAACAAAAAAAAUAAGAAUAUAUUAA